Erythranthe guttata (spotted monkey flower) is the source of this 1840-nucleotide messenger RNA. Its product is annotated as CBL-interacting serine/threonine-protein kinase 11. Gene Ontology annotation, molecular function: ATP binding; protein serine/threonine kinase activity. Gene Ontology annotation, biological process: protein phosphorylation; signal transduction. Lineage: Eukaryota; Viridiplantae; Streptophyta; Magnoliopsida; Lamiales; Phrymaceae. The record is from RefSeq and is a predicted model, not a curated record.
CAAAUGCGUCUGUUAAAAAAUUAUUAUUCCCUACCAAAAAUAACUAAACACAAAUAAACCCACCCCCUACGCCUAUUAAUACUCCAAGCCAAACAUUAAUUAAAGACUUAUCCUCUUUUCAGUUUGAAAUAUAAUUUAUUUAUUUAUUUCAUUCUUUCCCUCCAAUUUUCAUUGCUUAUUAUUAAUUAUAAUUUAUAAAUAUAAAUACUUCAAAAUCUCCUCGUGGUGAGGUCUAUUGAUUGAUAGUUGGGUAAAUCGAAGAGGCUAGGGCUAAGCCGGCAGCCCCCAAUUACUGCCGGCCAUGGCUUUCUCAUCGGAAAAUGCUCUGUUCAACAAAUACGAGAUCGGAAAACUUCUCGGCAGCGGCGCGUUCGCGAAGGUGUACCACGCGAGAGACAUGGCCACCGGCCAAAGCGUCGCCAUCAAAGUAAUCCAGAAAACCAGGCUGAACAACGACGCCAACCUCAUCGCCGCCAUCAAGCGCGAGGUCUCAAUCAUGAGCCGGCUGCGCCACCCGCACAUCGUCAAGAUCUACGAGGUCCUCGCCACCAGGACUAAGAUCUACAUCGUCCUCGAAUUCGUCAGGGGCGGGGAGCUCUUCGCGAAGGUUUCCAAGGGCCGGUUCGGCGAGUCCGCCUGCCGGAAGUACUUUCAGCAGCUCAUCUCCGCCGUCAGCUACUGCCACUCCCGUGGCAUCUACCACCGGGAUCUGAAGCCGGAGAAUCUCCUCCUCGACGAGAACGGCGACCUCAAGGUUUCCGAUUUCGGCCUCAGCGCGGUGCUCACGGAUCAGGUCCAGCCCGACGGGCUGCUGCACACGCUCUGCGGCACGCCGGCGUACGUGGCGCCGGAGAUUCUCACUAAGAGAGGCUACGACGGCGCGAAGAUCGACGUCUGGUCGUGCGGCGUCAUCCUAUUCGUCCUCUCCGCCGGGUAUUUGCCCUUCAGCGACACCAAUUUGAUGAACAUGUACAAAAAAAUCUACAAGGGGGAAUUCCGGUGCCCUAAUUGGAUGUCCUCCGGUCUGAAGCGGUUUUUGUCUCGUCUUCUCGAUACGAACCCCAGCACCAGAAUCACCAUUGAUGAAAUCAAGCGUGAUCCCUGGUUCAGAAAGAGCUACAGAGAGAUCGAUUCAUUCCAUGAAAACGAAGAAUCGAAGGAGAAGAAAGUACUGCUGGGUCUAAACGCUUUCGACAUCAUCUCUUUCUCUUCGGGUUUGGAUCUAUCCGGAUUGUUCGAUCGGAGUGUCAAGGAGCUGGAGGAUGUCGAGAGGCUGACGGUGGAGGAGUCGCCGGAGAGAGUUAUUGAGAAGGUGGAGGAGGUGGUGAAGGCGGCGGUGGAAGGGGGUGUGGCGUUGAAGAGGAGGAGGAAGAAGGAAUGCGGGGUGGAGCUUGAGGGGCAGAAUGGUAAAUUCAUUGUGAUGGUGGAGGUUUACAGGUUGACCGACACGCUGGCGGUUGUGGAGGUGAAGAGGAAGGCUGGGGAAGCAAAUUUGUUCAGCAGUUUAUGGAAGGAACAAAUUAGGCCGGUGAUUUCGCGGCAACCGGAUCUGCUGGUUGCCGGUAACUAGGUUGUUGAUAAUUGCAGGUUUUUUGGUAAAAUGUAAAAAAAAGGAAUAUAGGAAUAAAGGAGCAGGAAAAUAAUUAAUUAAUUAAUGCAAGCCCAAUUUAAUUGAAAAUAAUUAAAUUUAGCUUGUUUGUCGAAAAUGAAAUGUAUAUAUAUACAUACAGAGGAAAAAGGAUUGUAAAAAUAGGAGCGCGUGAAAUAAAAUCACCUCUAGGGGAUUAUUUUUCUUGUCUGUAAUGUAAUGAUGCUUUUACAAUUUAUUGUUUGCAUCUUU